This is a messenger RNA of Dalotia coriaria, 5378 nucleotides long. It is a transcript of the gene pan, whose product is annotated as transcription factor pangolin. Gene Ontology annotation, biological process: canonical Wnt signaling pathway; regulation of transcription by RNA polymerase II. NCBI's taxonomy places the organism in Eukaryota, Metazoa, Arthropoda, Insecta, Coleoptera, Staphylinidae. Bases 848 to 2509 code for a protein of 553 amino acids. The transcript has 5 exons. Gene Ontology annotation, molecular function: DNA-binding transcription factor activity, RNA polymerase II-specific; RNA polymerase II cis-regulatory region sequence-specific DNA binding. The record is from RefSeq and is a predicted model, not a curated record. Gene Ontology annotation, cellular component: beta-catenin-TCF complex; chromatin.
GCGCGGAGAGAGUGGCGGCAGCGGCGGUGGUGGCUGGCAGGCAGCACAACAAACGUUUCAACGCUAUCUCUAUCCCACUGCAAUUGAAAGAGACAUUCGUAUGCGCGCCAUUUCAGCGUUUCGAUGUGUGUGCAUCUCUAAUCUAAAAUCACUAAAAGCAGUGCAAGGUAGUUGUUGAAUCACCCGCCGCACCGCUCGCUCGCUCGCUUGCACGCCGUUGCUGCCGCCGCCGCCGUCGAGAGAGGCCCGGAUCCGCGGCAUUUAAUACAAUCAUAACGCACCAUGGCCGCAUUUUCGCGACGUGCCGUUGAAAAACCCAUUUCGCGAUCCGAACGCAGCGGACGGCGCGCGUCCAAAUAGUUGAAACGUCGGCCGGCGGUGAGAGGCAGACGACGACGCGGUGGCGGCGUCGCGCUGAUCUCUCGUCUUCGCGUCUCGCGCUCUGUGUUGAUGUAGUAAACACGUGCCUCGCGUGUGUCUGCCUCCUGCUCGCGCUCGCUCACGCGCCUCCCGCCGCCGCAGCCAGAGCCAGCCCGCCUGGCUCGGCUGUUUUCAUGCAAUCUUAACAAAGGACAGGCACAACCAUUCAUAUUGAUUUUCCGUGAUAAACGACGAAUAAAAAACUUGUUGAAUCUCAAUCCUGGUGAUAGCUUUAUGUUGCCCCGCACGCGGCCAACAACCAUCCAGCGACGAUCGCGUACGCACGGCGUCGCUGGAAUAAAAUUCACAUCCUCCGGCGCGGUCAUUUUAUAAUUUUACUAAAAUUUAAACCAAACGUGAAUUGUGAUAAUUGUGAGCUUAUAAAUUUUAUAUAGUGAUAGUUGUAACAUUAAUCGGGCCCGUGACGAUGGAUGAGCCGCUAAACUUGAGCAUUCGAAAGAAACCUGUGGCGAUCGUCGCACCGUCGUCGAUCGUCGACGGCAACGGCAACAUUAAGCCGACCGUCUACCACAAUAAAUUAGGCGAGCACGCCGCCAAGACUGAGGACGCGCCGGAAGACCUGUCCGUCAAGAAGACGAACAUGAUGAACGGCAAGAGCAGCCCGCCGCAAGACUGUGAUAAGCCCGAUAAUCUAAGUAGCGACAGCAAGAAGGACGUUAAUGGUCCGCUGCCACCGUGGCAGUACGCGAACGAGGAUCUGCGCAAAUAUUUGUCAAAGAGCGUGAGCGAACAGGUCAAGAACAAUUACAACAAGAAUUCAUUCGCGGAGAGUGUGAUGGCCAAGGACAAGGACCUCACCACUAACAUCUUUAAAGACGUCUACAAGAAUAACGACAGCUAUGAGAAGAAUCUUUCGUCCAACGAUAAUAUUUACUCGAUGAUCAAUCACCUAGCCGAGCACAAGUUUCUCACCGCUUGGUAUAUGAAUUCCGUGCUGAACAUGAACCUGCCCUAUUUUAAUUUGAACAAUUACGAUGCGGCGGCGGCGGCGGCGAACAACGGCUCCGUAUCGGCCAAUAAUGGUAUUCUAAAUAAUCUGCUGAACAAGAAAAUUGAAAACGAAGUGAAAAUUCCGAGUCAUUUAGAUACGCUCAUAAAAAACGAGAUGCGCGUGAAUAAUGUCAAGUCGCCCAACGCGAAAGCGCCCAGGACGCAAGCGGACCAAAAGAACAACGUAUGCGAUGUGAAAAACAAUCAGGACAACAGUAACUCGGCCGACAAAAAGAAGCCCCACAUCAAGAAACCCCUCAACGCCUUCAUGCUGUACAUGAAGGAGAUGCGUGCCAAAGUUGUCGCCGAGUGCACGCUGAAAGAGAGCGCCGCGAUCAACCAGAUUCUGGGACGAAAGUGGCACUCUCUGAGCCGAGAGGAGCAAGCCAAAUAUUACGAGAAGGCACGGCAGGAGCGCCAAUUGCACAUGCAGCUGUAUCCAGGCUGGAGCGCUCGAGACAAUUACGGUUACGGCACCAAGAAGAAGAAACGAAAGAAAGAGCGUACGCCCAUCGAAUCGGGAGGAAACAGCAUGAAAAAGUGUCGAGCGAGAUAUGGUCUCGACCAACAAAGCCAAUGGUGCAAACCCUGCAGACGCAAGAAAAAAUGCAUACGAUACAUGGAAGCAGGCGAUUCCAACGACGGCAAUCAAUCCGACGACAACCUGGGCAGCUGCGGCAGCAUGGGAGACGCGCACACCCCGCCCGAGGAUGACGCCGAAAGUUUGAACCAGUCCAUGUCGAGUCCUGGCGGCCUGUCAGCGCUGAGCUCUCUUACCAGCCCCGGCGGCGUCGUACUUCCGAGUCCUUCGACGAGCGUCGCUAGCCCGUCGGUGUCGGUAGCUAGCCCCUACAUGCUCCAGAGUCCGCUUACACCGCACGAGGCCCUUCUGCACGAAAUCAAGAUGCCGCUGCCACCGCCGCAAAUGCUGCACCCAGCGCGCCACCCGGUUGGCACAAAUCCACACGACAUCAACAACCCACUGAGUGUGAAUCAACUGACAGGACAGUGUGUGAAAAGUGAACCUCCGGACGCGGCCAACAAGGACCCCACGCGAUCCAUUAUUAGUGUUACAUAGCCCGGAUUCUUUUGCGUGCGCGCCGGCUGCUUCAGCUCGAAGGUGAACAGUGUCCUUGGCAUCCUUAAGGCAAUGACGACGAGGACGAUAAGGAAAGCACAUGCGUUGCGCAAAAUGCUUCGACUGUACGCGCAUCGGCAUUGUUUAAAUCGGUUCCGACUUGUUGGUCUGUCGUUUCGCACAAAUAAUUAUGAAAAUACCCGUCUUUAUUUGCAUUUUAAAGAAGUUGAUGUAAAUAAAACAUAUCUAGCUAUUUUUAAUAUUUAUUAGGAAACAGAUAGGCGGCAAGUGCUUAAUCGAUUUAAAUGAUUGCGAUGAAGGAAUUUUGUAUUAUACUGUGUAUAUCUUCAUGUUUUUGUUUUACAAAACAUUGCUGUGCUUUUGCAUAAAUCAAUUGGUCUUGUUCGAAGACGCGUGGUGAGAAAUGGGGUGGGGUGUUGCGGAACGAGCGGUGAUCUCAAUCGACGAAAAAAGACAAUGCGAAAAACAUGCCGUUCUUCAGCAUCUAAUUUUAAUUAAAACUAUGUAACAAAAAUGUCAUUUGCCAAAUCUGCUAUAAUUACUUUAAUGCGAAAGUAUCAUGCACGUCAAAUUGGAGAACGGGACUGAUGUUGGGUAAAAUCGAUCAAUGUCGGAUUUAUUGUGCAUAUAUUUACCGUACUUAAGGUUUUCAAUUACAAAGUGUAAUCUUUAUAUAUACAAACAAAUGAUGCGAAAACGGGAGGAAAAGAAAUACCAGUUAGAUUUCGUUUUGUAAAUAUUUAUCGAUCUUCGUGUACAGAACUUCUUCGUGUGGUAAGAUCAUCCAUACACAUUCUGAUAUUAAUUUGAUCCAUUGAAAAACUCCAAUUAUUGUUAUUAGUUAAAAUGCGCGCUAUACGGUGUUCAUUGGCGUGAGUUUGCGAGGGCAGCCAACUGUUAUUUAUGUCCACCCGUGUAUUUUUCGUAAGUCUGAAAAUCUAAGCAUAAUUUGAAUAAUUCAUGUUUACAUUGUUCAACGUACAAGUACAUGGAAUCAUAAACAACAUCUUGCUCUUGUAUUAUUAGCGACAUCUGAAAGUAUCUAUGGCACGAUUCCUAUUCAAAAUCGUUUAACAUUCUACGAACAAAUUGUCUGUGCACAAGCUUUCAAUUUAUUUGCAAUAUUUGACAAUUUACAAUAGAUUCGCAUAAAUUUAGCAUCCACAAUCAAUAAAUAAUCAACCCAGUUUAGAGAGACGUUUCUCUUUCUAUUUCUUGAUACUAAUUAAAUUAAUACUACUGAGCACCGAGCAGCAGAACAUAACAGUACUAUACACGUAAAACAGUACAGAGCAAUAAGCCACCAGUCAAAUAGUACCAAACCAAGAGAAAUAAGUUACAGUUAGUAGUCGCCAGCAGCGCAACGAUAAUUUUAAAUAUCCAAUUAUAGACUUGAAACCUGAAACAAUCACCGCUUCUGAUUAUGAGUUUUUCCUGCCAUCAUUAUUGACGCCCACCACCUGAAUUUUUCUCCGCAUUCAAAUACGACUUAUUCAUUUAGUCCGUUGCGUUGCUGGCAAUAAAUAAUUCACAUGAAUGAAUGUUUCCACAAACUUUUCGAUAAGUUUUAUGUAUUUUGAAAAUUACUUUGUAUUUAUAUGUCAUGUAUAUAAAAAGAAUGUUAUAUAUAUAUUUGAGAGAGUGUUUUGUAAAAUUUAUUAUUUUGAGAUUUAUUAGAUUUUAUUUGUUAUUUAGGUAGAACAAAGAGCCAGAGUUCUCUAAAAUGUUGAGUUCAAAUUUAAAUUCUCUUAAGGGCACUUUGUAAUAAUGAGGUUGCAAUUAUGAAUAACGAUAGAUUCAUUCCUUGUCAGCACAUGUUUUGUACUGCGCUAAACAUCACAUUGUUAUAAUGCAUAUGCCAUGAAGAUAAGGACCGUUUUUCAUAAAUGCGACUGCUUUUUAUAAUUUUCUUGUAAUGCAAUGUUUUUGAAUAAUGCAAUAUCGUGGAAUCAAGUUGGAAACGUCAAUUUCAUUCAUAAAAGAAAAAGAAAAACACGAAAGAAAUACAAGGAGUGGAAACGUAUAUGAGACGCGUAGUGUUCAAACUUCAUUUACUGUUAAAGUAAACAUGUGAUAUUUUAUACUAUAUUUAAUUAUGUAGAAUUAUAAUUUUGGCUCCCCCUCAGGAUUUAACGCAUUUACGUUUGAUCUAACUAUUGUGUUUAGAUUUAUUCAAGAUACUUUCAAUCUUUAUUGAAAACACCAUUAAGGUUGAGUGAAAACAUGCAGAGCUUUGAUAACAAGUUGCGGUAUAAAGAGAAAUAUUAUUUUGUUUCAUUAGAAACGAGUGCCAUAUGAUGAACAAUUUUUCUACAACCUGAAUGAAAAUAAACUUAAAAGAGUUGCAAGACAAUUACUUUUACUGACUGUUUAGGUUUAGACACACAUACAUUUAGUUUGGAUAAGUGCAAUGUUAUUUUUUUGUCGAUGCGUUUUGUUGAUAGAAGAGAACAACGCUAUGUUGAUAUUGUGCCACAUUAGAUUCGAGCAAAAAAUGUAAAUGUUUGUUUCGUGAACGAAAUACAAAGGAAAUAGUAAUUGGAUAUAGGUAUUCUUUUAUGAAUUUAUUGCGAAAUAUUGUAACGUUGAAACCAAACGAUUUGUGAAAACUGAGCGAAAACUGUGUGUACAUUUCACGAAACAUGGAUAAUUCAAAUCGAUUUUAUUAUGAAUUAUGAGUAUUCCAUCAUGACAUAAUAAAUAAUAAUUAUACAUUUAUAAAUAAAUUAAAAUAGGUAUAAAUAUAAUAGAUGUUAAUGUCUUUGUAAGUAGAAAUUGUUCGUAACAUCGUAUUAGGAUAGAGAAAAUACAAUUCAAUACAAAACAUUAAAAUCUUCUUUUUAAAUUA